AUGACUCCUCCUUUAUCAUUCGCCAUAGUUGAUGGAGAAACAAUAUAUCUUGAACGUAUUAAGUAUAUUCAAUGCGAUAAUCGACGGUGUUUUUCGGUCAACAAGACAUCACAUCCUAGUAACUCCAAAUCUAUUGAAAUCUAUUUUGAUUCUGAAAUACCACGAACAGAUUAUUUAUACAAGGUACUUUCAUUUGAAGCAAAUAUUAAAGGUUUUGAUACAUGGUUAAAAGCACUUAAUUGUGCAAUUGCAGAAGCAAAAAAUAUAACUAUUAUCAGCAAACAAAAUAGAUGGCUUUAUCGUGAAUAUGAAAAAUUAAGAAAAUCAAUGGGUUUAACAAUUGAUUCUAUCAAUGGUUGGCUAAAUUCUCAUCUUGGUAUUGUCGGUGAAAAAAAACUAGUCGAAAUGCAAAUUAAAAAUAUAGGAGGUUCUAUUGACACAAAUGAAAUUAGUUUUGGUACCUUUAAAAAGCUUUAUGAUUAUUUUAUUGAAAAACAACAAAGCGAUUUGAUGACCAUUGCAACAGAGCAAGAACAUUUGUAUAAUAUUUAUAAUGUAAUUAAACAUUUAUGUUCUAAUAUUGAUUCCAAUACAGAAGACUUUAAAAGUAUUCAAGAUUAUUUUCAUGUCGAUAAAAGUCGAUUGAUUUUAAAUUUUAAACAGUGUUUAAAUUAUUUAUUUUCGGAUUAUAAUUCAGCAUUUGAUUAUACAAGUCAACAAUUACAUCAAGAUAUGACACAAACAUUAAACCACUACUGGAUAUCAUCGAGUCAUAAUACUUAUCUCGCAAAAACUCAAAUUCUUAAUCCAGCUUCUAUUCACUGUUAUAUUCAAGCCUUACUAAAAGGUUGUCGAUGUGUUGAAAUUGAUUGUAUCGAUGGUAGAAAUUCAUUCGAACCAGAAGUCACUCAUAAAAAUACGCUUAUUAAACCAUUACUAUUACGUGAUGUAUUAGAAGCUAUACACGAUUACGCAUUUAUAACAAGCGAAUUGGUCGUAUUGGAUAAAGUUUAG
This is a messenger RNA of Didymodactylos carnosus, 1014 nucleotides long. The record is from the annotation of a GenBank genome assembly. Lineage: Eukaryota; Metazoa; Rotifera; Eurotatoria; Philodinida; Philodinidae.